CAUUGUCAAAGGAAUAGUAAAUACAAGAAAAGAUGAUGACAUCAACGACCGCUUUAAUCACUCGUACACAGCAAUGGUCCUCGUCUUGUUUGCAGUGGUAGUGACCACCGAAAAUUAUGUUGGCAAUCCAAUCAAGUGCUGGACGCCUCCCCAAUUCACCGGUAACUUUUUUUUGAUAUGUAGACAAUUUUAAUUCUUACACCCAUUCCAUUUGCUGGGUCAAAAACACGUAUUACAUUCGAUUGAACGAAACAAUCCCUGAAACAGACUUUUACGAAAGGAAACCUCAGUUGCGAUAUUAUCAGUGGGCUCCGUUUAUCUUCCUCGUGUUUGCACUGCUAUAUCAACUCCCUUGUCUUUUUUGGAGGUCGAAUAAUGAGACAUCGGGCAUCAACCUCCAAAAUAUUGUCGAGAUUGGGGAAAAGUACCACGAAGCAGAAACCAACGAAAACAGAGACGAGCAAAUCAAACUUAUUACCAGACAUUUUAAUCGCUAUUUUGGGCUUAAACAACGAUGCAAGAGUGGAUCUAUCAUUUGGAAAAAAUCGCUCAGUGUGACUUAUUUGGCCACAAAAAUGUUGUAUUUCCUCAAUGCUCUGGCUCAGUUCAUAAUCACCGAUCUUUUGCUUUCCAACGGCAACUUGAGUGUCUAUGGUGUUACUUUAGUGAGGGAUCUUCUGUCUGGGAGGACACCGGAGUCUAUUUUCUUCCCCAGACAGACUUUGUGUGACUUUUAUGUCCGAGAAUUGGGAUUGGAGAUUAUUGGGACCAGACAUACUGUUCAGUGUGUCCUUUCUAUCAAUUUGUUUUUGCAAGCCAUAUUUUCAUUCUAUUGGUUUUGGCUCCUUCUGGUCCUUCUCUAUAAUCUUUCUAACACAUUCCAUUGGAUGGUCCACCUUUGCUCAAAAAGCAAUUCUCGUUCUUAUGUCCUCAAACACAUUCGUCAAGAACUUUUACUCAAUUCCAAUCCUGACAAGUGUUGUAGAAACGACCCGCAGAUUAACAAAUUCAUCGACCAGUACCUCCAGACUGACGGAAUCUUUGUAUUGAGACUGAUUUCCCGAAAUAUCAGUGAUAUUGUUAUGACUGAUCUCACGAGCGCCCUCUAUGAAAAUUUCAAAAUUAUGGAAAGUGUGUCUAACCUGGAAUCCAGUUUUAGUUUCGCUAAAAAUGUUUGA
Molecule: messenger RNA, 1178 nt
Organism: Octopus sinensis (East Asian common octopus)
Lineage: Eukaryota; Metazoa; Mollusca; Cephalopoda; Octopoda; Octopodidae
Product: innexin-11-like
Exons: 1
Coding region: 576-1178 (200 amino acids)
Cellular component (GO): gap junction; plasma membrane
Molecular function (GO): gap junction channel activity
Source: RefSeq, a predicted model, not a curated record